CAUCAGAUAUGUCUGAUGUAUGUUCACCAGUGAAUUCUAUAGAAUCAGACAUGUUGGCAAGUUGUGGCACCACAGAUGAAAGCCAGAGUCCGACCCAGUGCUUAUGCUCAGAUUCUGGUUCCCAGCUGAGCUUACAAUCAAAAAAGGUCAUAAGUGAAACUCUGGUGGGAAUCCAAAGGAAAUUAUCAGACCAGUCUUUAACUGAAAUCAUCUCACCAGAUAACAGUGAUGCCAUCAGUGACCUCAUCAGUGGCAUCCUAAGGCAGAUCCAGGAAUCACCCAGCCUGGAUGCCAGUGAGCUAAUCUCCUCCAGCUCUUCAGAAAGCAGCUUCAUUUCACUCUCACAUGAUUGUAAAGCUCAGUCUGGUUCUGAGAUCAUGGGGGAUAAAUUAGUAAUGAAGAACAUCCAGCCACACAUUGGUACCAUCAGCAAGGCUCAAAGGAAACCUUCAGAUGUGAAUGGAGAUGUUAUCAACUCUCUGGUUCUAGAGGUUUUGGGAUCUGCUCUGUUUGAAAACCCUUCAGAGAAAACGUCACACCUUGAUGCUCUGAACAGAGACCAGACUGUCAGAUUGGUAAAAUCUUCAGAUAAUACUGCAGGACCAGAGAGACCCUGCCAUCAGAGGCCAAAGUCCUGCCCAUUAUUAAAGAAGGACAGUACUAGUAAUGCUGCAGGGGCUUCUGCCAGCCAAACACCUGAAAACCCAACUGGCAAGAAACAAAAGAAGAAGAAAAGUGUUCGUUCUUUAUUCAUGAUGGCCUGGAAAGUGGUGAAACGGACCUUCACCAGAAGAUCCAACAAGAUAGCUCCAAUCUAAUCGUCCACCAUUUAUUUUACCACCAGCCAAAACUGAGCAAAAUUAUACACUCCUUAGCUAGAUCAUUGCCAGGGACAUGUCUUGGGUCCUCGCUUAGAGAGACCUGAAGAACCACGUUCCACCAUGAAGACUUCAUUGUUGUUAGAUUUUGUCAGCAAGAGGUCACCUUCCUUCUUUGGUAACCAACUUUUAUCUGGCACUACUGUGAUCUGUGCCAUGUUGGUCACUUUUGAUUAUCAUGAAUGGUCAGUCUUGUUCCUUUCUCCACUUUGGUUCUCAGUCAUGAGCUCCAUUAUCGAGAGCUCUGCUCUGAGUUUCCUUUGGUAACAUUUGGUUGAGGUACUUCUGCUGUCCCACAGUCUUACUUGGUACCAUUGGCAGCAUCUGUGGUUCCUGGUCUUUCUGAGUACUUUCUGAUGCUGAAAGGUUAUUUCACUCAACAUGUACCUAUUCAGCAUUGUUCACAUUCUCACCUGUGGAACUGUAGUUCUAAAAGAUUCAUUUACCUUCACAAGGAGCAGAAAAUCUCUCAAACAUCCCAGGAUUGCAGGAUUUCAUGGUGACUAUUCUGCUGAAGAGAGUUUCCUCUGAAGAACAGGAAGAAGACAUCACACCUGCUUCUCUGAAAAACCUCACCAAGUUAUGUCCAGAGUGAUGAUCUAGCUAGGAGUGUUAAUAUGCUCAUAUCUACAAGCCACAUGACCAAGCACACAUCUGUACCAGCUGUGUUUUAUCUUCAGUAUAAAAACAACACAGGACUCGGAGUGCCAGCCAGAGGAGGAUGGAUGCUGCUUAAUUUUCCUGGACACUCUAGGCUUCAUUCUCUGUACAUUUUAACAAAUAAAGAUUCAAAACUGA
Molecule: messenger RNA, 1676 nt
Organism: Trichomycterus rosablanca
Lineage: Eukaryota; Metazoa; Chordata; Actinopteri; Siluriformes; Trichomycteridae
Exons: 2
Coding region: 9-818 (269 amino acids)
Source: RefSeq, a predicted model, not a curated record